This is a messenger RNA of Oncorhynchus gorbuscha (pink salmon), 1390 nucleotides long. Its product is annotated as serine/arginine-rich splicing factor 7-like. Lineage: Eukaryota; Metazoa; Chordata; Actinopteri; Salmoniformes; Salmonidae. Gene Ontology annotation, molecular function: RNA binding; zinc ion binding. The record is from RefSeq and is a predicted model, not a curated record. The transcript is spliced from 7 exons. Bases 209 to 1012 code for a protein of 267 amino acids.
CCGUGCAUAUUGUUUGUAGGAACCAAUGGGAUGUUACUAUUGAGGAAAUCCCUCCUCCUUGAAACCGAAAGAAGAAGCGCUCUCCGGUUGGCCGGGAAGGCUGGCGGUAUUUCCUUCUCUGGGUUAUCUGUAAAACGUGCUGCUGCUCUGUGUGAAGAGCUAACAGCUAGGUCAAUACGGGAAAGGUGGACCUGGAAAAGCUUUUAAGAUGUCCUACUCGUCAUCACGAAGCUCCUCGCGCAACACUGACUGCAAGGUGUAUGUAGGUGACCUAGGCAACGGUGCUGCCAAGGGGGAGUUGGAACGGGCGUUCAGCUACUAUGGACCUUUGCGCAGUGUCUGGGUGGCCAGGAACCCACCUGGUUUUGCCUUUGUCGAGUACGAAGAUCCCAGAGAUGCUGAGGAUGCGACAAAGGGCAUGGACGGCAAAGUGCUCUGUGGUGCCCGCAUAAGAGUGGAGUUGUCAACGGGUAUGUCUCGCAAGUCGCGCCACGACCGCCCCAGCCGCCGGCACUUCGACCCCAACGACCGCUGCUACCAAUGUGGCGAGAAUGGCCAUUAUGCAUAUGACUGCUAUCGCUUUAGCAAGAGGGGUGGUGGCCGCCGCAGCAGGUCCCGCUCACGGUCAAGGUCCAGGGGAAGGCGUUACCGCUCACGCAGCCGAAGCAACGGCCGCGACCGUAGAUCUGGGUCCCCAGCACGUUCCAAGUCCAGAAGUCCAGUGCGCAGGUCGUCCAGAAGUCCAGUGCGCAGGUCGUCCAGAAGUCCAGUGCGCAGGUCGUCCAGAAGUCCAGUGCGCAGGUCGUCCAGAAGUCCAGUGCGCAGGUCGUCCAGAAGUCCAGUGCGCAGAGCAGCAAGUCGCUCUCGCUCCCGCUCCCGGUCCGUGUCCCGCCCCAGGGCGCGCAGUGUCUCCAGAUCUCGCUCCCGGUCCAAGUCCCGCUCAGCCACCAAGAGGGACAGUCGAUCCAGGUCUCCGAGCCAGAGGAAAAGCCCCACUCCUGAUGCCGACUGACCAUGGGGGGGUGAGACCGCUCCCUGCUCUCUCCUGUUCCGCUGUCCCCGUUUUCCUCGGGGCUUGAAGCCAUUUUACACCCUUGUCUAUGUAUUUGAUUUCUUUCUCCUGUCAUUUUUUAAAUUUAUCCCUUGCUUUUCAUCCUCAGGCUUUGGCAUUAUUUCAUCUGUAUGUACUAAGGAUUCCUAAACUCCUUUUUCCAUCAUGUACAUUUCAAUAGCUCGUUUUACAGUAUUUUAAAAAAUAUUUUUGCGUUCUGUGCGUUUUACUCUAGUUUGUCAUUUUUAUUUUUAUUUUUAAAGCUAAAUGAUUUGGGGUUUUAUUUCAUUUUCAAUGUAAAUGGCGGGAUCUUUUUAAUAAAAUGAAUCUUUACACUAA